Messenger RNA from Micropterus dolomieu (smallmouth bass), 2017 nucleotides. RefSeq names its product solute carrier family 24 member 1 (gene slc24a1). Gene Ontology annotation, cellular component: membrane. The transcript has 11 exons. The record is from RefSeq and is a predicted model, not a curated record. Lineage: Eukaryota; Metazoa; Chordata; Actinopteri; Centrarchiformes; Centrarchidae. Gene Ontology annotation, molecular function: calcium, potassium:sodium antiporter activity; calcium channel activity. The coding region runs from base 226 to 1959 and encodes 577 amino acids. Gene Ontology annotation, biological process: calcium ion transmembrane transport; intracellular calcium ion homeostasis; long-term synaptic depression.
GUUGGAGAAAAAAAAGGAUCCAUGAGUUACCAGCACCACCCACAGGACAAAAAAGAGAGGCUGGGUUUUCCAAGGAGUGGAAGAUGUGACAUGAAUCACGCUGCUGAAAGUUUGGAUUCUGUCACCCCAUGGUCUGCUGGGGAAAGAGCUGGACUUGUCCUCUGCCAAAGCCCAUUUAUGCAGCUUAAUUAUCCAUAGCCAGUAGCACCACUGCUUUAGAGGAAAAUGUAUCGUACAAGAAGGAAGCGACUGCAACUAAGCCGGGUCUUGUUUCUCCUCUCUGGGGUUUUCCUGUGUACGCUGUACCAUCUGACGAUCAGUGCCAGAAUAAACGAGCCUUCGCCAAUGCCUCAGAUUGGAGAGGAUUUUGGAGAAGGUUCAACAGAAGUGGUUGAGGAGACUACAGUAGAGACUCAGGGGCUGGAGGAACCUCUCACUGCAACACAUGAAUUAGAGCCAACAGAUCAAACAACGGCAGAGAUGCAUGUGGUACAUCAUACAGACUCAACUUCAGUUUUUUUAACAUCCACCUCCACUGAAUCACCACCAUCGCCGACCACAAACCGGACUAUUGUGCACUGCAUCUAUGUGGCCCCUGAGCCUCCACAGCAGACACCCACACCAGCUCCAGCUCCGGCUCCUCCCGUAACCACCAUCACUCCAGCUUCUCCUGGUGAAGCUCCAUAUAUUAAGGAGCGGGCCUUCAAGACCCAACUCUACAAAAACAAGAACAUUGUCAGAGUUAUAGCUGUUGAGGAACCUGAAAAGACACAUGGGGACGGUGAAGAUAAUGCCUCUCGUGCUGCACAGGACAAGAAUCAUUUAAAGGUGAAGCCAUCCCUUCAGCGAGGAGGAAGUUCAGCUUCUUUACACAACAGCACCAUGAGAAACACCAUCUUCCAGCUUAUGAUCCACACAUUAGACCCUCUGGGAGAGGGGAAAUUUAAGGAUAAGGCUGAGACUCUGAAUAAUGUGGCUAAACGGAACGGAGAAAGCAAAACUCAAGACAAAAGUGAAGAUGGUGGGGUGAAAACUGAGCAGACCAAAGAGCCAGAAGCUGCCCCGGCCGCAGAAACAGAGAAGGAGGAGCAGCCAGAGGACAAGAAGGUACUUCCCAACCAUGUCCCGGUGGUUAUCAAAAAGCCCAGAAGUCAAUCUAUGAUACCUGUCUAUGAAGAUGUGCCAGCAGCACAGGAUGGGUCAGGAGGGUCAGGUGGCUCUGACAACGAUGAAGAUGACAGCGAUGAAGACAGCGAUGAGUCCAGUGAAGAUGAAGAUGAUGACGAGGAGGAUGAAGAUGAGGAGGAAGAGGAGGAGGAUGAGGAAGACGCGGAGAAGGAAGAACCUCUGUCUUUAGAGUGGCCUGACACACCACGUAAACAAGUCACCUUCCUCUUCCUGCUGCCCAUAAUCCUUCCUCUGUGGCUCACAGUUCCAGAUGUCCGCAACCAGAAAUCCAGAAAAUUCUUUGCGGGCACCUUCCUGGGCUCUAUUGUGUGGAUUGCUGUCUUCUCCUACCUCAUGGUGUGGUGGGCCCAUCAGGUGGGUGAGACCAUUGGCAUCUCAGAGGAGAUUAUGGGCCUGACUAUCCUGGCUGCAGGGACAUCCAUCCCCGACCUCAUUACCAGUGUGAUUGUGGCGCGUAAAGGCCUGGGGGAUAUGGCUGUGUCCAGCUCUGUGGGCAGUAACAUCUUCGACAUCACUGUGGGUCUGCCAAUCCCAUGGCUCCUGUACUCAUCAUUCCACGGUUUGGCUCCAGUGGCCGUCAGCAGUAACGGGCUCUUCUGUGCCAUCGUGCUGCUCUUUAUCAUGCUUCUCUUUGUUAUCAUCUCCAUUGCAUCCUGUAAGUGGAAGAUGAAUAAGGCACUGGGUUUCACCAUGUUUCUGCUCUACUUUAUCUUCCUGGUGCUUAGCGUGAUGCUGGAGGAUCGCAUCAUUGUCUGCCCUGUUUCCAUCUAAACGUGUGAGCAAAGCCUUCCCUACAGCAGGCUUUCUCUUUUCUUGUGAGCUGAAGCAG